Messenger RNA from Thunnus maccoyii (southern bluefin tuna), 5386 nucleotides. It is a transcript of the gene slc41a2b, whose product is annotated as solute carrier family 41 member 2b. Lineage: Eukaryota; Metazoa; Chordata; Actinopteri; Scombriformes; Scombridae. Gene Ontology annotation, biological process: monoatomic cation transport. The record is from RefSeq and is a predicted model, not a curated record. Gene Ontology annotation, molecular function: monoatomic cation transmembrane transporter activity. Gene Ontology annotation, cellular component: plasma membrane. The coding region runs from base 279 to 1988 and encodes 569 amino acids. The transcript is spliced from 11 exons.
ACGAUCUUCGGUGGCAGUGUUAGCUCUGACGCGUCUCUCUGGGAAGAAGACUCGCAUCUUUUCUCCUGGAUGAAACGUCUCCGUAGCGGAAAACGACGGUGAAGUUAGCUUUCGAUUCACCAGAAAGGUAACUAAUGGCUGAUGAUGAGUCCCUGAGCCCGAGUUUUAACAUGGAUGGUGCACCUUAGCCAGCGUAAACCACUUUUGCUGAGUAUCUCUUUGACAUCACCCACAGACUGGAUGACGGGAGAUGAGACACUGCAGCCUUAGACCGCAUCAUGAGUAUCCAGAGUCUGGGAGGAGCUAUAGGGGACUCCCUGGGCUCUAGCCUGACAGUGCGUAUGAGCGGAGCAGGUGGCGGGUGGAGUGCUCUCUCCCUGAAACCUGUUUCCUCCGGGCGGAUCGCCUCUCUUUUCCAGACCAUGGUGCCCACCGGGUAUACCAAGCUACAAGAAGAGCGGCUGGCUAUGGUGGACCUUGGAGCUAAACCCGAGGCCAGCUCGCUCCAGAACGGCUACAGACAAGAGACGUCUCACAUAGAGGGCCGACGGCUCCUGGACCGGGCCUCUCGGUCCUCUGUGACUUUAUCUGACUGUGGAGAUGGAGGCUACUCUGAGACAGAGCCCAUGUUGGCUGAGAGGAGGCUCUCCGGGGAGGAGGCUGACGAGGAGGAGGAAGAGGAUGAGGAGGCAGGGCUGGGAUCUGCUGUGCAGAAUAUGCCCAAGGAGUCGCCUCUGGCUAUGGCAUUGCAGAUCCUCGUGCCUUUCCUGCUAGCUGGAUUUGGAACAGUAUCAGCUGGAAUGGUGCUGGAUAUUGUGCAGCACUGGGAGGCGUUCCAGUACAUCACGGAGAUCUUCAUCCUGGUUCCCGCGCUGCUCGGCCUGAAGGGAAACCUGGAGAUGACUCUGGCAUCCAGGUUGUCCACAGCGGUGAAUGUGGGUAAGAUGGAUUCUCCCAUAGAGAAGUGGAAUCUAAUCAUAGGAAACCUGGCACUGAAGCAGGUUCAAGCCACUGUGGUGGGUUUCCUGGCAGCUGUAGCGGCCGUGGUUCUUGGUUGGAUCCCUGAGGGGAAGUUCCAGUUAAACCAUGCUGUGUUGCUCUGCUCCAGCAGCGUGGCCACGGCCUUCAUAGCCUCCCUGCUGCAGGGUAUCAUCAUGGUGGGUGUGAUUGUGGGUUCAAAGAAGACAGGCAUCAACCCAGACAACGUUGCAACACCCAUCGCGGCCAGUUUUGGUGACCUCAUAACCUUGGCGAUCCUGGCCUGGAUAAGCCAAGGCCUCUAUAAGUGCCUGGAUUCCUAUCCGUACGUGUCGUCACUGGUUUGCGCUUUCUUCAUGUGUCUGACUCCUCUGUGGAUCGUCGUCUCCUCCAAGCACCCAGCCAGCCGCACCCUGCUCUACUCCGGAUGGGAGCCAGUCAUCACUGCCAUGGUCAUCAGCAGCAUCGGAGGACUCAUCCUGGACAAAACGGUGUCUGACCCAAAUCUGGCUGGCAUCGUGGUGUACACGCCGGUUAUCAACGGUAUCGGGGGUAACCUGGUGGCCAUUCAGUCCAGCAGGAUCUCCACUCACCUGCAUUUCCACUGUGCUCCUGGGGAGGUUCCAGAUGAAGCUAAGGGCUGCUACUACCCCUGCCGCACAUUCUUUGGUACAGGGGCCAAUCACCGAUCUGCUCAGGUGCUCCUCCUUUUGGUGAUCCCUGGUCACUUGAUCUUCCUCUACACCAUUCACCUGAUGAAGAGCGGACACACCACCCUGACACCCAUCUUCACGUCUGUCUACCUGGCUGCUGCUCUGCUGCAGGUGUUGCUGUUGUUGUGUAUAGCAGACUGGAUGGUGCACUCGAUGUGGCGGAGCGGCAAAGACCCGGACAGUUUUUCCAUCCCUUACCUGACUGCUCUGGGUGACUUGUUGGGCACCGCCCUGCUGGCACUCAGCUUCCACUUCCUGUGGCUCAUAGGCGACCAGGACAGCGACGUGGGCGACUGAGGCGGCCUUUAACGCUGUCUGCCAUCCAACUUCUCACGCCCUUUAGCCUUGUGGGAAUGUGGGUGUUUUCUGUCGCCGGCCAGCACAUUCCUCUGCUUCUCUAUCUGGAUGAAACUUCACUUAAGCCACAUGAUGGUUUGGAAAAAAAUCUGACUAUUUUCUUCCCUGACAUUUUUUUACUCUCCACAACUUUGAUCUGCGUUGUUUGCACCAAAGCACUUGCAUAUUGUCUUGCUGGUCUUGUUAAGGAGAGCAGGAAAACACCAGCCACCACCCACAACGCUGAGGAAUCCUUGCUGUUGGCAAGGUGGUCUACUCUGCCAGCCAAGCAUCAGUCGGAGGUCCUCUACUUAACAAAAAUCUCUUUGGCUGGUAUAUAUUUUCGGGAUUUACCACCCACCGUCACACAAAAUUUGUUACUUGCCCUUUGUAUUACUGCUUUGCAUCAUCGCAUCAGUGGAGGGACUCAGAGACUGUUGGGGUGGAGGCCAUGAAAAGGAAAGUGUGUUGUUGUUUUGUUCCAGAUCAAUUCUUCAACACACUUCGACCUGCCAUUUUAGCAGCUCUACCAGCACCAGAGUUUAAAGGGAGUAACACGAACUUGUUUUGUUGGUACGAAAAAGUCUGCACUUUUGUCUUGCGUCUACCCUUUUAGUUGUUUGUUGCUUCACAAGUGUCUGAACUCACUCAGUCUGUACAAUAGAGUUAUGGUUUUCAUAUGUCUGUAUUUUUUGUUUUCCUACACUGUUAUCCUCUGCAAGGUUAAGGCUGAAGCAUUCUUCUUUCCCAGGCUGCACGAAAGCAAACAUACACAAGUGUCACUAGGAGACAUUUGCAUGGCUGUUUUCUUUUACACUCGUACCAACUUGAACAUUUUUUUUCUGCCUUCUAACAGGACAUCAGGAUCAGGGGUUUCUCAGCCAUUUAGGCUUUGAGGGACCAGAAAACAAAUCAUGUCCAGUCAUGUGGACCAAUACUACAACUCUGAGAGCAUUAACAGAGCGUCUGAUGACUUCAUGCCAAGAUUUAGUCUAAAGAUUAAAUCUUUACAGGAACAUGAACGAGAUAAAACUGCAAGUGCAUUAAAGACUUACAAGAUUCUCAUUUUAUAACAAGCCAAAUUGAUGCAUUAAAAAGUCAGCUGGAAACAGCAUUUUCAACCAACGCAUGCAGCAUGCCAGAGUUGGUUGCAGGCUAGAAAUGAGAAGCUGCUUUUGUCUACUACUGUCUGAAAUCAAGGACCUGUUGUUUAAAAAAUUACUAAGAAUUUUGAUGGUCAGUCUGCUCCCAUUAUGAACUGUAGAUGUAGCAACAGUAACUAAAGGGAGCAGGAAUUAGCAAACGGGAACUUACUACAUUGGAAUUGAUCCACAGAGAUAUUUAGGGCUGUGUUUUUGUGGAGGCGCAAUGACCAGCGCUCCAACUGUUUGGUAUUUUCCUGACCUUGAAACUCGCUUUGCGCGUCUGUGUUGUAUUUUGGUGCUCAGCGCAGAGUGUACACGGUGCACAGGUGGGAGGAGAGGGGCAGACAGGUGGGAAGGUUCAUUCAAAUGAAGCAGCGCAAAGACAGUAUCUGUACUGUAUGAGCAGCUUCUCUUUCAGUUGAUUAAAUCCCUGCAGCAUCUGAAGGCAGCAGGACUGAUAUGUUGAUAAAUCCGCAGCCUCCGAUUAGAGAAGUGUCGUGCCAAAGCGCAGCGCCGUUACGCACGGCCGUUCACUGUUUAACUUCAUUACAUCGCCUGAAAACGACAUCAGGCUGCUACAGUAAAACCACACACACCUCUACACACAUCAGACUGGUCGGUUAGAACUCGAUGUUCUGCUUUUUAUGAAGGAGACAUCAGGUUAGCAGCUCAUCAGCCUCUUUUCCAACUUUCUUUUUUUAGCAAAAGUAGCAUCUGGUGUUUUAUCCUUGAAACACAUUGUAUAACAUUAAUAACUAUGUGAGCAUGUAUGAGGUGAGAUACAUUAGGCUAUGAUUACUGCUGAAAUAGCAUCAUGCAAACGGCUUCACCAAAUCCAUAUUUUUGUAUUUCAAUCAUCAUCAUAGUAACUAGCUGAUGAAAACAACUACUCCAUCUGUCUUUGGCUGCAGAUUUGUGGUGAUGUGUGUUCACGUUCAUGUCAUGACGCUCUGAACUGUCCAGACAUUUCCUGAAGAAAAGCUUCCUGUUUGUUGAGCUGUCGUCAUCACGUUUUAACUGUGAUUGGCACGACUGUUUCGGAGCUAUGACAGCAGUGAUGUGACUGGCUUAGAGAGUAUUUAAUAAUCACCACACUUGCUGAUCUAUGUUCACCUUCACUCGGCCCUUUUGCAUGUUGCGCUGCUACACAGACAUGAACCAAAAUAACAGGUUCGCAUGAAGACGCCCACACGGUCCGUGCGCCUGCCACCUUACGCUUGUUGUUGCACUUGCGCGGUUAAAAUAGAGCCCUUGUAUAUUUGCAACCACUCAUCUUUUCCAGCCUUAGCCACCUGAUAUCUUCUGUAAAUUGCCAACAGCCCUUCCCCGACACUCGUGUAAAACAAACCAUGUAUUCCUCUGUAUAUUAUGACAACCUCCUCAGUUCUCUCUCAUUAAUUUCCUGUGUUUGUUUGUCCUGUCUUCUAUUCUUGGCGGGUGCCUGGUUGUUGCACACGGAACAGAAGCAGUGCAUCAGUCCAGCAUGACCAUUUACAUUCCACGCUGGAUGUUUACAUGCCAAUCACAUGUUGUUUACACUCAUGCAUAGUGUCUACAUGCUCGCACGCCAUUAAUCAGCAGUUUUCAUGUCAGCAUAGUCUGAUUUUCAUCAUCAUAUCAACUAAUAUAAUCACUGAUAGCGUAAUCUGAUUAAUCGCUGCAUUUCUGGUCAAUUCCGCUCACUUUUUCAGACUAUGAGAUGUGUUUAAAAGGUCAGAGAAGAUUGAUCCAGAUCAGGCUACUGGAUUAUUAAAUCAGUCCCUCUAUCUCCAGGAGGAAUGACAUUAAAACUCUUAAAUCAAGCCACCAUCUUAAUCAGAUCAUUCAGCAGCAUAUUGCGUGCAUGUGGACGUAGCCGGUGGCUCUCUUCAACUCCAAUAUGUGCCUCUUGAGAUUCACUGGUUGACAAGGUAUUUUUCUCUGUCAUGCCAUUAAUGCAAUUUUCUUUCUACUGCAUUGUAAUACUGUGCAAUGAUUCCUUUUUGUACUCACUUUCUGUUCUGAGACGAUGACUAUUGUAUUUUUUUUUUUUAAAGUUUCAUUCCAAAAUGAGAUAUCCAUCAUUUUAAUUAUUGGCAUGAAACUGCUUACAGAUAUUAUGGAAGUUUGGGGUUCAAAGUGUAUGCAUAUCCUUUUGGAAUGAAACCCUUUCUUUGCUUUUGUGGCUCAUAUGGGCAUAAAAUGUCUAAAUAAAUGCCCUUCAAUUGAAAAGCA